Molecule: messenger RNA, 1212 nt
Organism: Notodromas monacha
Lineage: Eukaryota; Metazoa; Arthropoda; Ostracoda; Podocopida; Cyprididae
Source: the annotation of a GenBank genome assembly
GAUGAAUGCCCAUAAAAAAAACCUCGCAAGGAAAAUAAAAAAUAAGGCUCAUGAAACACAGAACAAAAAACGCAAGCAUCCAACGAAAUUAAAUUCCGUCCACUCCGAAAUUGAUAUUCCUCGCCGAAUUUUUCCACUUUCCAUCUCCUUCAGUAAAAUUUUGCAACGAGGCAAGAAGAACCCAUAAAAAAAAAAGAUAACCUUCAUAAACUUCGUCUUCGCAUCUCGUGUGCAGAUAAAAGAAAAACGCAGUGCUUUCCACUCUUACAUUUCCUCGUGAUUUUUGCCUCUAUUUUGGUGCUGUUUUUGUUGUUGCACAUUUGAUCGAAUAAAUGUUCAAUGGCCACCUGGGCCAAGAAACGCGUUCCAGAGUUGGCGACAGUCUGGAGCAUAAAAGACACGUUCAAGACAGCGUUUGGCAGCAGUGCGAAACUAGCAGCCGAAGCAAUGCCUUGCAUGGUGUUCAUCGCCUAUGCGUGUCUCGUGGUCGUGCAGAACCUGUUGGCAACUCUGCAAGAAGCCGGACGCAUGUUUGUGAGGAUCCUGUGCUGUUCUGUCGGGGCACUGGGUUCUACUCUGCCGACCAGAGUGUUUCUGAAUCCAGAAGCAAUGGCAAGAAAUCAGACAAAACCGACAGAAAGUUGGCAGAAUCUGCGCCAACAGCUCGCCAUUCGUUGCGGGCUCAGCGACGAGUUCUUGGCCGCCGCCGUGGCGUCCCUGACGCCGCCAACGCGUCGCGACGACGUUCUCGACAUGCUGUCGCUCAUUGACAAUCCCGUCGACGACGGCUACGACUCCGCCGUCGACGAGUUCAUCGGCCCCGAGCUGGACUUUGACAACCCUCUCAGGGUCCCGCUCAACUUGACAAGACAGGAGGAAGACAAAGAAGAAGAAGAAAAAAAACAUGCGUAUUAUUGGCCACUCGUGCACAUGCAGAGGCGCCGGAUUCAUUCCAGGUCAGCGGUUUUCCGCUUCCUCGCUCCACACCCAGACCCGUCUUACAACCCAUUGUUCUCCACGGGGUUUUCCGCUUCAGUGACCCAGUCACCCGCAACCGGAACUGCACACAAUUUCCUUCCAGACCCGCAGAUCCUCAGUCUUGCAAGCUGGCCCAGACCUCACGGUCGUCGUCGCCGUCGCGGGGGCUACAAUCAGCGCGUAAUCACACGCGAUCCGCCGCCCGGAUUUAUGAACGCCCCGACGGCGCCAUAA